This is a messenger RNA of Cricetulus griseus (Chinese hamster), 2298 nucleotides long. The record is from RefSeq and is a predicted model, not a curated record. Lineage: Eukaryota; Metazoa; Chordata; Mammalia; Rodentia; Cricetidae.
AUGCUAGAACACAAAUACGGAGGCCACCUGGUAUCCCGACGCGCUGCGUGCACCAUCCAAACCGCUUUCCGCCAGUACCAGCUCAGCAAGAACUUUGAGAAGAUCCGUAACUCGCUCCUGGAAAGCCGCCUACCCCGUCGGAUCUCGCUGCGCAAAGUGCGGGCGCCCACCGCAGAAAGCCUCGUGGCGGAGAAGGCGCUCCUGGAGGGCUGUGGGCUCUUGGGGCUGCCGCUGGGGCGCUCGCCCACCCUGCCACCCACCUUCGCAGGCUCUCUCACGGAGCUGGAGGACUCCUUCACCGAGCAGGUACAGUCCCUGGCCAAGUCCAUCGACGACGCCCUCAACACCUGGAGCCUCAAGACCAUGUGCUCACUGCAGGAGAGUGGCGCGUACCAGCUCCACCAGGCCCUGCACCCUGCUGCAGGACAGCCAGGCCUGGAGGCCGAGGUGCGGGAGCCUGAGAGUGGCCCAGGGUCUGGAGAUGAGACAGGCGGCCUGCCUCAGGGUCACAGCAGUACCCUCAUGAUGGCUUUCCGGGAUGUCACGGUGCAGAUCGCUAACCAGAACAUCUCUGUUUCCUCUUCCACCGCCCUGUCUGUGGCCAACUGUCUGGGCGCACAGACCACCCAGGCCACAACCGAGCCAGAGGCCCGCCAAACCGAGCAGGGGGACGCCGCGGCUCAGGAGGUCUCUGAAACCCCAGCCUCGGAACAGGAACAGGCGGAAGCCCCGGAUGAGAACUCAGAAGCAGCAGCAGAGAGUCGCGCCCAGGGCGCACAUGGACCAGUGGUUGCGGAGGCCGUGGUUGAGGAGGCGGUGGCCGUGGAGGCAGAGGAGGAAGAGGAAGAGGCUAGGCAGGCAGGGAAAGGGGCCGAGGCGGGCGACACCUCUGAGCAGUUGAGCAGCAGCAGCGCAUCCACCAAGUCCGCCAAAUCUGGCUCAGAGGUUUCGGCCGCUGCCUCCAAGGAGGCCCUGCAGGCGGUGAUCCUAAGCUUGCCGCGCUAUCACUGCGAGAACCCGGCCAGCUGCAGAUCCCCCACGCUCUCCACCGACACCCUGCGCAAGAGGCUGUAUCGCAUCGGCCUCAACCUCUUCAACAUAAACCCGGACAAGGGCAUCCAGUUCCUGAUCUCGCGUGGCUUCAUCCCUGACACCCCCAUCGGUGUGGCCCACUUCCUCCUCCAGCGGAAAGGCCUCAGCCGCCAGAUGAUUGGAGAGUUCCUGGGCAAUAGCAAGAAGCAGUUCAAUCGCGAUGUGCUGGACUGUGUGGUAGAUGAAAUGGACUUUUCCAACAUGGAGCUGGAUGAGGCCCUGAGGAAGUUUCAAGCUCACAUCCGCGUGCAGGGAGAAGCCCAGAAGGUAGAGCGACUCAUAGAGGCUUUCAGCCAGCGCUAUUGCAUGUGCAACCCUGAGGUGGUGCAGCAGUUCCACAACCCAGACACUAUCUUCAUCCUGGCCUUUGCCAUCAUCCUUCUCAACACUGACAUGUACAGCCCCAACAUCAAGCCUGACCGGAAGAUGAUGCUAGAAGACUUUAUCCGAAACCUUCGAGGUGUGGAUGAUGGUGCUGACAUCCCCAGAGAGCUGGUGGUAGGCAUCUAUGAAAGGAUCCAGCAGAAGGAGCUCAAAUCCAAUGAGGACCACGUCACAUAUGUCACCAAGGUGGAGAAGUCCAUCGUGGGCAUGAAGACGGUGCUGUCCAUGCCACACCGCCGCCUGGUCUGCUGUAGCCGGCUCUUCGAGGUGACCGAUGUGAACAAGCUCCAGAAACAGGCUGCACACCAGAGAGAAGUGUUCCUCUUCAAUGAUCUGCUGGUGAUUCUCAAGCUGUGUCCAAAGAAGAAGAGUUCCUUCACGUACACCUUCUGCAAGGCAGUCGGCCUCUUGGGCAUGCGCUUUCACCUCUUUGAAAAUGAGUAUUACUCCCAUGGCAUCACGCUGGCAACGCCACUCGCGGGCUCUGAGAAGAAGCAGGUGUUGCAUUUCUGCGCCCUCGGCUCCGACGAGAUGCAAAAGUUUGUGGAGGACCUGAAGGAGUCCAUUGCUGAGGUGACAGAGCUGGAGCAGAUCCGGAUAGAGUGGGAACUGGAGAAGCAGCAGGGAACAAAGGCGCUCUCUGUAGAGUCUGCUGGAGUCCAGGGGGACCCCCAGUCAAAGCAAGGAUCACCCACAGCCAAAAGGGAAGCGAUGGCAGGCGAGAAAGCGGCGGAGAGCUCGGGGGAGGUAUUAAUCAAUGCCUCCCCAGCCCGACUCACCAUUUUACCAAUUUCAAGAGAUACAAUUAAAAGUUACUGCUAG